Rubroshorea leprosula is the source of this 1846-nucleotide messenger RNA. The record is from the annotation of a GenBank genome assembly. NCBI's taxonomy places the organism in Eukaryota, Viridiplantae, Streptophyta, Magnoliopsida, Malvales, Dipterocarpaceae.
GAUUAAUACGCUUCCACUUGAGGGUUAUCUUGGUUGUACUCAAGCUCUGCAACUAAACAAAUGCGACAUCCAGAACCGAGGCGAAAUAAGAAAGAGAAAUGUCUUGGUUAGCCAGAUCCAUUGCGAACUCUCUAAGACUAGACGACGAGGACGGCGAGAACAAUGCCGUCGGUCCAGAACAGCCAGUGGAUUCGCAAUCGCACCAGUCAUCGCCGACACAUUCCCAUUCCCCUUCGUCAACGGACCCCAACACUCCGCGCGGAGUCAAAGAGGACCUCUCGGAGAUUACCAAAACCCUAAGCCGCCAGUUCUGGGGAGUGGCGUCCUUCCUUGCGCCGCCUCCAUCGGAGCCGUCUAAUCAAGCCGAACUCGAUCGGUCACCCGAUCCAGAGGCCUCUGAUGAGGCUGUGAUUGAAGGAAUCCGUAGCGAUUUUGCCGAGAUUGGUGGGAGAUUCAAGACCGGGAUCUCCAAGCUCUCGAACAAUAUCGCGGUCUCGGAGAUUAGUAAAAUUGCAUCGAAUUUCCUACAGUUUGGAUCCGAGGAGGAGAGUUUGGAGAAGUAUGAGGUUGGGGAUGUUGUUGGAGUGACCGAGGAAGUGGUCGCGUUCGCAAGGGACAUCGCGAUGCAUCCGGAGACUUGGCUGGACUUUCCUAUGCCUGACGAUGUUGAUUUUGACGAUUUUGACAUGUCUGAUGCACAACAAGAACACGCUUUGGCUGUUGAAAAUCUUGCACCUAGAUUGGCUGCCCUUAGGAUGGAACUUUGUCCAGGAUAUAUGAGUGAAGGUUGCUUUUGGAAGAUCUACUUCGUCCUUUUGCACCCUAGACUCAGUAAACACGACGCAGAGCUUCUGUCAACUCCCCAAAUAGUGGAAGCUAGAGCCCUGUUGACUCAGGAGGUACAGAGCCGAGUGACUACAAAUCUUGGACAAGAUCAGUCUGGAAGUGGCAUGCCCAAAGGAACUGCUUUUAUACCACGUGAUGAGUCUCUUUCUGUGCCUUCUUCCACUCAAUCUGAAUCAGCACCACCCAAGGCAUCUGGAACUGAAAUGGCACCUAACAGCACAGCAGUAGUAAUUGAAACAGAGAAGCAUCCAGUUCAGACUACUGAGAUGCUGGUUGUUGACAAGUCUGUUAUUGAGGAACAGCCUGUGAGUCAGAGCAAAUAUCAACAUCUUGUGGUUGGUUCCUCUUCUGUAGUUUCAGAUGAGAAAUCUGAUGAUGAUGGUGAUGACUGGUUAAAAGAGGAAACUUCAGAAGUUGUUGGUUCUAGUAGUGCUACCACAAUUCCUAUUGGAAAUGAUGAGGAUGUUUCUUUUAGUGACCUGGAGGAUGAUGAUGGCGAUGUACCCACAAGUUACAAGAGAGUGACAUCUAGCUCUGAUUCCUCAACAAAGGACUCGCGAGAUUGGGUUCAGCUUAGCACAAGCUCAGCUGACUCAGUUAAGGAUCUUAACUGUGUAGGUGAAAAAAGUGCUGGAUCUGAGCAGGUUAGUGCUCAUUACUCUGAGACCAAAGAAUCGAAUGAUUGGCUUGAUAUUGAAGAGAUCAUGUGAUAUGAAAUGAUGCCAUAAUAAAACUAUAAACCUCUUAGAUGUUUGUGUCCUACAUUCCAUUUGCUUAUAUUGACAGUGUGAAUAUCUACUGCUUCUUCAGUCUGAGCUAAGCUCUGGUGACAUUAAAUUUGUACAUAAUAAAUCCAGUCAAAUUCAGAUAAAUUAUGUAUACAUAACAUGGGAUAUCAUAUCCGUCUACUAUUGGAAUGCUUCGAUUGUUCAGCUCUAUUCUGUUAUGUCAUUGCUGCCUGCUCUAAAAGCUGUUUGUUUAAUAUAAACUCUUAAAGAUG